AUGUUAGACUGCUGUGUACUGACAGAAAAAAAUGUGAGGUUGGUUGGUGGUCACAAUCGCUGUGCUGGUGAAGUGGAGGUUCUUCAUAGAGGUCAGUGGGGAAGAGUGUGUGAUAUUGGCUGGGAUUUGGCUGAUGCUGCAGUGGUGUGUAGAGAGCUGGACUGUGGAGAACCUGUAGAUAUUCUGAGUGGUGAUCAAGUUGGACCCGAAUCAGGAUCAAUCUGGAUAAAUAAUGCAAUGUGCACUGGAUCUGAGUCCAUGCUGAAAAAGUGUGGAUUAGCCACAUGCAUUUUAAAUGGUGUGUGUCAUCAUGGUAAGAGUGCUGGAGUCAUCUGCUCAGAUGUCAGGCUGGUUGGAGGUUCUCGCUGUUCUGGGAGGUUAGAGAUACUUCAUGAUCAGUCGUGGAUGUCAGUGUGUGACGCUGUCUUUGACCAGCAGGAUGCAGAGGUUGUGUGUAGAGAGCUGGACUGUGGGGCUCCUGUACAGGUGCUGGGAGCAGCUGCUUUUGACAAAGGAGACGCUCAGAUGUGGACACAAGAGAUUCAGUGCAGAGGAAAUGAGUCUCAGAUUCACCUCUGUCCAACAUCACCAUCACAUGAAAACAACUGUUCUCAUGACAACAGUGUUGCACUGGUGUGUGCAGGUUAG
Messenger RNA from Onychostoma macrolepis, 648 nucleotides. RefSeq names its product putative DMBT1-like protein. Gene Ontology annotation, cellular component: membrane. The coding region runs from base 1 to 648 and encodes 215 amino acids. Lineage: Eukaryota; Metazoa; Chordata; Actinopteri; Cypriniformes; Cyprinidae. The transcript is spliced from 3 exons. The record is from RefSeq and is a predicted model, not a curated record.